UCCAGUGAGAGCAAGCUCUGAGGCCAGGCACUGCGAGCGCAGUCGGAAGAGAAAAAUAGGAAGCGUCCGAUUUUGCUGUCUGUUCGCACGCUGACCAGGCAUCAAGAGCCACAAGCACCUGUGACCAGAAAACAGCUUGAGAAUGACAAGGAAGAUCUUCACCAACACCAGGGAGCGAUGGAGGCAGCAAAAUGUGAACAGCGCCUUUGCCAAGCUGAGGAAACUCAUUCCCACCCACCCACCAGACAAAAAACUGAGCAAGAACGAGACACUCCGGUUAGCUAUGAGGUAUAUCAACUUCCUUGUCAAGGUCCUGGGAGAGCCAGGCCUGCAGCAGACGGCAGUGGCAGCACGGGGCAGCAUCCUGGGGUUCUUCCAGCAAGCCCCACGUUUGCAAAGCAUGGAGGAGCUGACACUGAUUGAAAACUGUGGUGUCUCCUCUCCUGGUAUGAGCAGCAAUAUAGUAGAGUGUUGGUCAGAGACAUCAUCUCCCUAG
Messenger RNA from Pelecanus crispus (Dalmatian pelican), 496 nucleotides. It is a transcript of the gene TAL2, whose product is annotated as TAL bHLH transcription factor 2. NCBI's taxonomy places the organism in Eukaryota, Metazoa, Chordata, Aves, Pelecaniformes, Pelecanidae. The record is from RefSeq and is a predicted model, not a curated record. Gene Ontology annotation, molecular function: RNA polymerase II cis-regulatory region sequence-specific DNA binding; protein dimerization activity; DNA-binding transcription factor activity, RNA polymerase II-specific. Gene Ontology annotation, biological process: regulation of transcription by RNA polymerase II.